AUGGCGGAUGAGGUGAGCAAACUACAGAACCACCUGAGUCUGUUACGAGAGGAAUACGUCAAAUUACAGAACAAGUAUGCUGACCUUGAACGCAAGUACCAGGUUGCCGUGGCAGUAGUGGGUGCUGGAGGCCAGGACAGCUUUGUGGCCAAACUCCUCUCUCUCGUAGCUGACCUGUUUGACAAGGAGCAGUACAGUGAUCUGAUAAUCCAGCUGGAUGAAGGAAAGGAGCUGAAGGCUCACAAGUUUAUCCUGUCGUCUCGCAGCAGUGAGUGGGGAGUUGACCUGAACGUUGUUACUGAACUCGACCUGUCAGAUAUCAAGCAUGACGUUGCAUUCUCCCUGCUGCGUUGGGUUUACACAGAUGAGAUUGACAUCCGAGCUGAAGACACAUUCUUGUUGGAGCUCCUCCGUGCAGCAACGAGGUUCAAACUCGAGGCAUUACGGAGAAGGUGUGAGAACGGGUUGAUGUCGUUUGUGAACAUGAAGAACUGUAUCCGGUUCUACCAGACUGCAGAGGAGAUGAGUGCUGAGAUCCUCAAGAACCAUUGUUCAGAGCUCAUCUCAAACCACUGGAACGACUUCACAAGUUGUGACUUCAAGACUAUGCCGGCACCGCUGCUGUACAAGAUGUUCAAGUCGAAGACGGAGUAUCCACUUCACACCGCCAUCCGCGCCGAGAGAGAGGACGUUGUCUUCCUCUAUCUCAUUGAAUUCGACUCACAGCUGGCUGUGAAGCUGAAUGAGGUGGACAAUAAAGGAGACAUCGCUCUCGACUUGGCUCUGCAGUCAAAACAAGAUGGUGUCGCCCAAACUCUCGUCACGAACCACGCAGACAUCAACAGGAAAGACAACUCUGGAAAGUGUCUGCUACACAAGGCGAUCAAGAGAGGUGAUGAAUAUUCUGCUAGUUUUCUCAUCAAGAAUAACGCCGAUGUGAAUAUGUCGACUCACAUAGACAAGGAAACUCCUCUACACAUGGUGGCCUCCUUCAAUCCGGAUGUCACUGACGCGGAGGUUAUGGCCGGGAUGGCACGGAUUGCCCAUCUCCUGCUCGAACAUUCUGCAGAUGUCAAUGCUCAGGACACUGCAGGAAGCACUCCAAUCCACACUGCAAUAUUUUGCAAGAAUCAGCUGGUGUUUAAAGUUCUGCUUAAAAAAGGGAGUCCGGACUUGGAGAUUAAAAAUGUGGAUGGUCACACAGCCUUGUGGUUAGCUCUUCAGCAGGUUGCUGACCGGUCUCAGGAUGUGGAGGUGGUGUACGGUGUUGAUAGUUUUGCCUCUCAGCUUCUACAGCACGCCAGUUCUCCUGACGCUAUUGAACCAGAGUCGGGCUCCAGUCUUCUGCAUCUGUCUGCUCAGGACGGUAACCAGGCUGCGGGAAUAUUCCUCGUGAGACGUGGUGCCAGUGUCGUCCAUGCCAACAACAAGGGAGAAACAGCCCUGCACAUUGCCUGCCAGGCUGGACUGACAAACCUGGUGCAGGAGCUGCUAGCCAAGGGAGCUAACCCAAACGCUCAGACCCUGACGCCACCCUACUUGAUGUCGAACAUGGCGUCUCUGGGCCUUGAUGACAACGCGCGGCCCGUCACACAGCAGACGCCACUACACCUUGCCCUCGGCAACAACCACAACAUGGUCGUCGAGGUCUUCCUCGCUCACAAAGCUGAAGUGUCUAAAAGCUCCAACAACCUGAUAAUCAUGCCGAGUUUCAACAUCAAGGACUCUCAAGGUCAGACAGUUCUGGGUCUCGCUCUCUGGAAUGGCCUCCAUGAUCUGGCCGCCAAGAUUCUGAAAGCGGGAGCUAAUAUAAACGAGAAGAAUGCGGAAGGUUUGACGCUGCUGCAUCAGGCCAUCGAGAAACAGGACACAAACAGCGCACUCUUUCUUAUAGAACACGAGGCAGAUAUUGAGGCUAAAUCUCCAGACAGUGAGACGCCCCUGCAGCACGCUAUAACUCGUCACCUGCCCGUGGUUGUUGAUGUGCUGUGUAAGAAGGGUGCCAACAUGAACGUUGUCAAUCCGAGUGGGAACUGUCCUCUGUGGCAGGCUCUCGAUACUGGACAGGAGGACAUCGCUAAGUGUCUGGUACAACAAAAGUGUGAUGUUAAUUUGUGGUCGCCUGGCCCUGGUUGUUACCAGACGUUGUUACACCGAGCUAUAGAUGAAAAUAACGAGCACGUAGCUUGCUUUCUCAUUAGAAGUGGCUGUGACAAAAACAGUCCACGGAGAGAGGGGACUGACUGCUCUAAUGGAGAAGAAUCCAGAGACGGUCAGAGUCCGUUACAUCUGGCGUGUGCCUGGGGUCUGGAGAUGUUGGUUCAGUGUCUGAUGGAACAUGCUGCAGAUGUCAACGCUCAGGAUGCUGAAGGCAAGACUCCGAUACAUGUAGCUAUACAGAACCAGCACACAGUGAUAAUCUCUCUUCUCCUCUCACAUCCGAACCUGAACCUGACGCUGCGAGACAAAAAUGGCUGUACGCCGUUUGCGUGUGCAAUGAUGACACGAAACAACAAGGCCGCUCAGUCGAUCCUCAACAGAGAACCAACUGCAGCAGAACAGGUUGAUGGGCGUGGCCGUAACUUCCUGCACACCGCCAUCAUGAAGGCAGACAUUGAAAGUGUUUUGUUUCUGCUCAGUGUUCACGCCAACCCUAACUCCAGAGUUCAAGACUCACAGCAGUUAACUCCUCUUCAUCUAGCCGUCCACGCUGGGUCGGAGAUCAUCGUCAGAAAUCUGCUGCUGGCUGGGGCGAUGGUGAACGAAACCACCAAGACUCGAGAGACGUGCCUCCACCUGGCGGCGGCCAACGAUUUCUCCUCCAUUUGUUCUGUCCUCAUCGAGAAUGGGAUCGACUACGAUGCUGUCGAUGAAGAUCUCAACAAUGCUCUACAUGUGGCAGUGCACCAUGGUCAUCUAAACACAAUUAAAGUUCUGCUCACCGAGUGUAGAAUAAAUGCUGAGAUGGUCAAUUCCAAAGGCCGCAAUCCUCUUCACAUCCUGGCAACUCAUGGGAAAGAUAACUCUGCAGCGAUAUUUGAUCUCUUCAAGGAGACAAUGCCCGAUUACCCGAUAGACUGCCCGGAUAAUGACGGAAACUCACCUCUGCUGCUAGCCUAUGUGAAUGGGAACGGCAACCUGUGUCGUGCGUUGGUGCGGGCGGGUGCAGGGUUUGGAACGGUCAACAAGGCGGGACUUAGUAUUUUUAACGCGGCUGUAGCAACAAAACAACUUCUCUUUAAACUUCUAGAUAUGUUGUCUAAAGAACCACCGUGGAGUGAAGGGGAAACCUGUCUGGAAUGUGCCACCAAGUUCAGUAUUAAAACAAGAAAACACCACUGUCGCCACUGUGGUCGUCUCCUGUGUGCCAAGUGUUCCAGUAAAGACAUGCCAAUUGUUAAGUUUAAUCUGUCCAAGCCAGUGCGAGUGUGUGAUAUAUGUUUUGAUGUCUUGACGGUCGGUGCAUUUUGAAGACAAAGCUGUUUGGAGUUUGUGCUAUAUAUUUUCAUGUGUCGAUGUCUUCAGUAUUGGUGCAUUCUUAAAUUGGACUCAUUUACAGCUUGUGCUACUUGUUUCUACAUCAUGUAAUAAACUGUCAACUGGUGCAAAGCUUUCAGUCAGUUGUGCUUAUUUAGCAGUGCUUUGAGUGUCACUAUGGUCACUGAUGAUUGUGACUCAAAACGACCUUCUGUUUCUCUCAAGUCCAAUCAGGCAUGACAGUGCUUAAAAUGAUAACAGUUGCCAAAAUCUCCUACUUGCUGUAAAAUUCAGUCAGGCAGGACUUUGAAUUAAACACUCGAGAGUCGAGAAAACCUCUUGCUUCCAGUAUAUUUAUUCAGAUGUGGCAGUAUGUUCAGUAGUUAAUGAUGCUUCCAAGAGUAAUUAAAAACUAAAAAAUACUUAACUGUUGAAAUUGUUACUUUGAGAACAGUGUGAGAAUGGAUAGACUCGUAUUGCCUGUUGUUUUGUCUCCGUGAGACGAGAAAUCACGUGAAUAUGAAAUGUCUGUGUUUACCUCAAAAGUAUUCUCUACUUCUGUUGUGUUACAGCUACCUUCCUAGGAAUCAUGUUCUACAUGGGGGUAAGCAGAAUCUUGUAUCCUAUACAGAUGACAUGGAUGAUGUCUUCUUCUGAAUGUAUCCUACAUGGACGUCUUCUGAAUGUAUUGUUUACAGAUGUCAUGGAUGAUGUGACGUUUUCUUCCAAAAAUGUGUAUCUUAUGCUGACUUGUCUAAGGCAUUUUCUACAUGACAGAUAUCAUGUCAAGCUACCUCUGAAGUUAUUAUUUCAAGUUACAUUUUAUCCCUGAUCAUUAAUAUGCUCAGUAAUCAUGUGACAGUGGCAUUUGGUGUUAACUCCAGUGAAUAUUUAAAGAGACUGUAAGGUUUUUCUGACUAACACAAAUCUUUUGAUAUUUAAAGUUACAUACUCAGUAUAGUUUCUUGUUUAGAAUAUCAGUGUCUUUGUAUUCAGUGUGUUUCUUAUCAUCCUAUAUAACUGUAUAGUGACAGAGGAGAACUGGAAAAGACAGGUCAUUUCAUUUUACAGACUGGACUACUGAUUUAGCUUGUGAAAGGAAAGAAGAGAAAACAAAUCAUCCUAUACAAGUAUGUUUAUAAGUAGCCAGAACUGGAUUUGGUAUCCCGAUGAUUUCGAACAUACAAAAAAUAUGUAUUAGGAAAUAAAAUGAAGUUUGACGUAGUACAGACUCGGUGAUGAUCAGAAACACAUUUAUAAAUAACCACUGAUAUUUUAUGUUGAAAAAUGUAUUCAAUACACAGUUGUAGUCAUUAAAACAUCCCUGAUAGUCUGCAGCAUCUUAACAAUGGCAACAAAUUAGGACAGUCCCUUUAAGCAGACUCAUGAAUCACUGUCAAUAGGACAAGCAUAUUCUGCUUCACUGGUGGUGGUGAAAUCCAUCAUCGUCACCAAAACUAUGGAAGCAUACACACGGUCAAAACAUGGCAUUGCAUUAGACAUCAUUUUAUCACUAACAUUUUGAUAACCUUCAGACCUUGAACGUCAGCCUUGAAGAAACUACGUACUUCUUUGCCAGAACAAUAUGCAUUUAUCUAAUAUUAAUAUUGGUGCUUAUUUCAUUACCUUAAACUUAUUUUAUUACAUUAAACUUAUUUCAUUACAUUAAACUUAUUUUAUUACAUUAAA
Messenger RNA from Gigantopelta aegis, 5166 nucleotides. RefSeq names its product rabankyrin-5-like. The record is from RefSeq and is a predicted model, not a curated record. Gene Ontology annotation, cellular component: nucleus; endosome membrane. Gene Ontology annotation, molecular function: metal ion binding; small GTPase binding; NF-kappaB binding. The coding region runs from base 1 to 3471 and encodes 1156 amino acids. Lineage: Eukaryota; Metazoa; Mollusca; Gastropoda; Neomphalida; Peltospiridae. Gene Ontology annotation, biological process: retrograde transport, endosome to Golgi; Golgi to lysosome transport. The transcript has 25 exons.